ACAUUGUGCACGUGGGAACAACGCUUCGUCUCUGAUCAAUUAUUAGUCCUCAGUGAAGCCAACUCUGCCGAGAGGACCUUAAAUCAGGAACAUAACAUGGCAAGUGAUGAAGUUAACCCAAAGGCCUUCCCAUUGGCUGAUCCACAACUGACGGUGACCAUCCUUGAUCUCCUUCAGCAAGCUUCCUCAUACAAACAGCUCAGGAAGGGAGCUAAUGAAGCCACCAAGUGCCUCAACCGUGGUGUUGCUGAGUUUAUUGUUAUGGCAGCAGAUACAGAACCACUAGAAAUAUUGCUCCACCUUCCCCUCUUGUGUGAAGAUAAGGUAGGGAAGUUCAUUAAAUUGUUGUUAAACAUGCAUAAUUACAGGUACGGUGAAACAUUAUAGCAAAAAAAUUUAAAG
This is a messenger RNA of Pocillopora damicornis (cauliflower coral), 402 nucleotides long. Its product is annotated as NHP2-like protein 1. Gene Ontology annotation, molecular function: RNA binding. Gene Ontology annotation, cellular component: nucleolus; ribonucleoprotein complex. Gene Ontology annotation, biological process: ribosome biogenesis. NCBI's taxonomy places the organism in Eukaryota, Metazoa, Cnidaria, Anthozoa, Scleractinia, Pocilloporidae. The record is from RefSeq and is a predicted model, not a curated record.